AUGGAGUCGACCGAGAAUAAAAAAGAGAGCUCAGACCGAGUGUCUGUCGUCGGAUGUCAGUCCCAGUUAGAGGGCAAAUCCGAAACCCGAGAAUUGGAUGGCAUGCACCUCAAGAAGCGCUUUUCGCUCAUGUCCAUGAUUGCUUUUGGCUUCACUACCAUGAACUCAUGGGUAGCUUUCGCCUCAGGCCUUGCCGUACCUUUGGUAUGCGGUGGAGGCCCAGUCCUCAUCUACGGCCUACUGGUGAGUGGUGUCGUCACUUGCACCAUCGCUGCUGGGUUCGCUGAGUUAGCUUCUGCGUUUCCCUCGGCAGGUGGGCAGUAUCACAUCGUGUUCAUGGUCUUCCCUCAAAAGACACGCCAUGUCGCUGCCUUCUUCACCGGAUGGAUCUCAGUCGUGUUCAUUAUGGCAGCUACGGCUUCAUGCAGCUUCUUUGUCUGCGAGUUAAUGCUGAAUCUAAUCUCUUUAUGGAUCGAGAGCUAUGUUCUAGAGGCUUGGCAUGUAUAUCUUCUGCAUGUCCUUCUCUGUGGUGUUGCCUUUAUAUCUGCGUCGCGUUUCCCAGAUGCCAUUGGUCGAAUUGGUAUUGUGGCGCUCUGGCUCUCUAUUGCUGGAUUUAUCGCCUCGCUGGCGACUCUGCUAGCCAUCAGCGAGACUAAGCAGUCCAGUACGGCGGUCUUUACCAACUUUCAGAAUGUGUCUGGUUGGGGGGAUGGAUGGGCUGCCGUCAUUGGCAUUGCAAGUUGCCUGUGGGCUUACUGUGGCAUGGACGCGCCGACACACAUAUCUGAGGAAGUCCCCAAUCCAAGUCGAAACGUUCCUAUUGCCAUUGGUGUCACAUUGGGCUUGGGAAUUGUCACAGUCGUCGUAUGGAACAUCUCCCUCUUAUUUGUGGUCCCAGACAUCCUGGCACUUAUUGAAUCCGGGAUCCCGAUUUUGGGAGUGUAUGAAGUCGCGCUCAACUCGAGGGUAGCAACGACGAUCUGGGCCGUUUACUACAUUGUCUUGUUCUACAAUAUUGUUCUCAACCUCUUUAUAUUCUCAGGCCGAAUGAUCUGGUCACUCUCUCGCGACGGCGGUAUCCCUUAUUCCAGUUACUUCUCCCACCUCAGGUGGGCCAGUCCCGUCCGCGCCACUGCUAUUAUGUUUGUCCUGCAGAUUCUCGUCGGCCUCCUCUACAUUGCUUCCAGAACAGCUUAUAGUAGCUUUGUCGGUCUAACAUUGUUUGCUCUUAACAUCACAUUAAUCCUCCCUCAAGCUGCUCUGUUGUUUGGAGGUCGCGAGUCAUUGCCCAAGAGAGCUUUCUCCCUCGGAAGGUUCGGCUAUGCCAUCAAUGCAUUAGCGACGCUCUUUGGAGUUUUCUUCAAUAUAGUGCUGGCGUUUCCCAUCAACUAUCCUGUCACUGGGACUUCUAUGAAUUAUUUGAUCGUCGUCUUCGCGAUUGGUCUUAUUGUUACGAUAUUCGCUUGGUCCUCUGGCGUCGGAAAACGAUUCACUGGCCCACAACUAAAUGAAUAA
Messenger RNA from Clonostachys byssicola, 1515 nucleotides. The record is from the annotation of a GenBank genome assembly. Lineage: Eukaryota; Fungi; Ascomycota; Sordariomycetes; Hypocreales; Bionectriaceae.